Molecule: messenger RNA, 4225 nt
Organism: Anopheles moucheti
Lineage: Eukaryota; Metazoa; Arthropoda; Insecta; Diptera; Culicidae
Product: probable phospholipid-transporting ATPase IIB
Exons: 7
Coding region: 77-3349 (1090 amino acids)
Biological process (GO): retrograde vesicle-mediated transport, Golgi to endoplasmic reticulum; endocytosis; phospholipid translocation
Cellular component (GO): plasma membrane; trans-Golgi network; endosome
Molecular function (GO): magnesium ion binding; ATP hydrolysis activity; ATPase-coupled intramembrane lipid carrier activity
Source: RefSeq, a predicted model, not a curated record
GAAUCCUGCUUACGACACCCGUGGGUAUUCAGAAACGGCCACCAAAAUUCAUGAGCUACAGGUAAUCCGUGACGCGAUGGAGGACGCCCCACCGCACCACAUUCCAUCCGCACCGGUCACGAAGGAAACGAUUCCGCUCAUCGAGAAGGCACCCAAAACGCGCUGGUUCAGCUGCUGGUGCUGGGCAUGGCGAAAAUGGUGUGCCUCGAAGGAACUGAAACCCCGCACGAUCUACAUCGGGCGGCCACUCACGGAAAAGUUUCCACCGAACGAGAUCCGCAACCAGAAGUACAACAUUUUCACCUUUCUGCCGCUAGUUCUGUUCGAGCAGUUCCGCUUCUUUCUAAAUCUGUACUUCCUCAUCAUGGCCGUCAGCCAGUUUAUACCGGAAAUUCGUAUCGGGUACCUUUACACCUACUGGGGUCCACUCGGGUUCGUGCUGGCCGUGACGAUAUGUCGUGAGGCGGUCGAUGAUCUAAGGCGGCACAAACGGGACCGGGAGGUAAACUCACAGAAGUAUAAACGGUUUGCCAGCGCUGAUAAACCACCGGAAUCUGUCUCGUCCUCGAAACUGCGUGUCGGUGACAUCAUUAUGGUGGAAAAGGAUGAACGAGUGCCGGCGGAUUUGAUUCUGCUGCGCACCAGCGAUAAAAGUGGAGCCGUGUUUGUUCGUACCGACAUGUUGGAUGGUGAGACAGAUUGGAAGCUGAGACUAGCGGUUCCGGCAACGCAGAAACUUGCCUCUCAUGGUGAACUGCUGACGGUGAAUGCAUCGCUGUACGUUGAGAAACCACAGCGGGACAUACACACGUUCAUCGGGACAUAUUCAAAGCUCGGUGGAACGGAAGAUGAAGGUUUAAAUGUGGAAAAUACACUCUGGGCAAAUACGGUCGUCGCAUCCGGCACAGCCGUCGGUAUCGUUAUCUACACUGGGAGUGAAACGCGCAGCGUCAUGAACAAUUCGCAACCUCGCUCAAAAGUGGGUCUGCUCGAUCUGGAAAUUAAUAAUCUCACAAAGGUCCUGUUCUGUGCCGUCAUCGGGCUGUCAUUCGCAAUGAUGUGUCUGAAGGGAUUCAACGGACCCUGGUAUCGCUAUAUGUUCCGGUUUGUGCUGCUGUUUUCCUACAUCAUCCCGAUCAGCUUGCGCGUGAACCUCGACAUGGGCAAAGCGUUCUACUCGUGGCAGAUUCAAAAUGACGAUGAAAUCAAGGGUACGGUGGUGCGUUCCACUACCAUCCCGGAGGAGCUUGGGCGCAUGUCGUAUCUGCUGACGGAUAAAACUGGUACCCUAACGCAGAACGAGAUGAUCUUUAAAAAGAUCCACGUCGGUACGGCUGCGUAUGGUCGGGACACUUUUCCGAUGGUGUCGGCCGCCAUUCAAUCCGUGUACGGGACACUUACGACACCGGCCGAUGCAUCACCGGACGAUCACGGUGCCGAGUAUCAACCGAGACUGCGUAAACCGGACGGAUGGCGUAUUUGGGAAUCAGUAAAAGCGCUCGCGCUCUGUCACAACGUUACACCGGUGUAUGAAAGUAGCAGUAGUAACGGUGGAAGUAGCUCUCUGUCUUCCACCUCCGGCACGGAACGACGACAAUCACCUUCUCGGUCAAUUUCCGUAGAAAGUCAAGCCGGUGAACCAUCGGCGGGAAAGACGACUACAACGGAGAAAACGUACCAAGCGUCCAGCCCGGAUGAGAUCGCACUGGUAAAAUGGACGGAAUCGGUCGGAUUGACGCUGGUACAGCGGGACCUGAACCAUAUGACGCUACAGAUACGCGACGCUACUCGCGAAAGUACGGGAUUGAUGAAGUACCAAAUACUGCAAACGUUCCCAUUUACGAGCGAAAACAAGCGCAUGGGAAUUAUAGUGCGUGAGCUAAAUGGUGGCGAGAUAACCUUCUAUCUGAAAGGUGCCGAUGUCGUUAUGUCCGGCAUUGUGCAGUACAAUGAUUGGCUGGCGGAGGAGAGUGGCAAUAUGGCACGCGAGGGUCUCCGAACGCUCGUAGUAGCGAAAAAGGUAUUGUCGGAGGAACAUUACAACGAUUUCGUGAUGCGUUACAAUGCGGCUAAGGUGAGCGUUACCGAUCGCGUUACAAAGGUGGCCGCUGUUAUCGAGAGUCUCGAGCGUGAGAUGGAACUUCUCUGUCUGACCGGUGUCGAGGAUCGGUUGCAGGAACGGGUACGACCAACGCUCGAACUGCUGCGUAACGCGGGCAUUAAGAUUUGGAUGCUGACCGGCGAUAAGCUCGAGACGGCCACCUGUAUUGCAAAGUCGUCGCAUCUUGUUGGGCGCAACCAAAGCAUACACGUACUGAAGAGUGUGCUCACACGCACGGACGCCCAUCUGGAGCUAAACCAGUUCCGGCGGAAGCAGGACUGUGCGCUGGUUGUGUCCGGCGAGAGCCUUGAGGUGUGCCUGCAGUACUAUCAGCCCGAGUUUAUGGAGUUAGCGACGGCCUGCCCGGCGGUCGUUUGCUGUCGCUGCAGUCCCACGCAAAAGGCGCAGGUCGUAUCGUUGAUUCAAAAGUACUCGAAAAAACGCACGUGCGCCGUUGGAGAUGGUGGCAAUGAUGUGAGCAUGAUCCAGCAAGCAGAUGCGGGUAUUGGUAUUGAGGGACGUGAAGGCAAACAAGCGUCACUGGCGGGAGAUUUUAGCAUACCGCAGUUUUCACACAUUGCGCGGCUGCUGAUCGUGCACGGUCGGCGUUCGUACAAGCGUUCGGCUGCCCUUUCGCAGUUCGUCAUUCAUCGAGGGUUGAUCAUAUCGACCAUGCAAGCGGUCUUUUCGGCCGUGUUCUACCUGUCUUCGGUGGCGCUUUAUCAGGGUUUUCUGAUGGUCGGAUACGCGACACUGUACACAAUGUUUCCGGUGUUUUCACUCGUGCUCGAUCAGGACAUUAGUGCGAACAUUGCGAUUACGUAUCCCGAGCUUUACAAGGAGCUGUCCAAGGGCCGCAGCUUAAGCUACAAAACGUUCUUCAUGUGGGUGUUGAUCAGUAUCUAUCAAGGCGGUGUGAUCAUGUACGGUGCGCUGAUUUUGUUUGAGGACGAAUUCAUUCAUAUCGUAGCAAUCAGCUUUUCGGCCCUCAUUCUUACGGAGCUGAUAAUGGUUGCAUUAACCAUUCGUACGUGGCACAAAUUGAUGGUUAUAGCGGAACUGUUCAGUCUGGUGCUGUACAUUGUCUCUCUUGCCGUGCUGCACGAAUAUUUCGACUGGGAGUUUAUCUGGUCGUGGGAUUUCCUGUGGAAAGUGCUGGUCAUCACACUCGUCUCCUGUCUUCCGCUGUACAUUCUAAAAUUCUUGCGCAAAAAGUUCUCACCACCAUCGUAUUCGAAGCUCUCCUAAGCGUACGGUUUUGUUUGUUUUUUUAUUUAUUUAUUCCUAACUUUCGACGCAACGAACGCACUCGUUUCGGUGUUGCGUACGGCAGUGCUGAACAUUAUUUACCUUUAUAAGCGCAUUAAAUAUUCAAGUUAUUAGUUUUUACCGUGUCCCCGGGUUGCUUUUUAGCUUCAAAGUAUUAGCUUUGAUGUUCGUUAUAAGCUGGGAACACAUUUACUUGCGGUACUUGUAUUCCUUUCCCCUUUUUUAAUACAAAUUAUACCAAUAUGCUGCUGCAUUGUAUUGAUCUAUAUACAUAUACUUUGAUCGUGAUAUUUUCCUUCUAAUCGUAAUUCACUCACCCAUGCACCCGAAUGGAGAAAAACCGCGAGUGAGAAACAGUGCAGAGAGUGUAUAGCUGAGAGAGAAUUAUUUAAACCGGAACAGCAGCGAAAGUACAUAACUGAAACAUAACUUGUUACAAACAGUGUCUAAAUGAAUAUCAAUGCCUUCGGCAGUCGAACGUAGUACAGUUCGCGAUGAACAAUUUUUAAAAUGGUAAUUAAUGCAAACUUAAGCGUUCAUUUUUACUAAAGUGGUAAAAACUUUAAAACAUAAAAAUACAAUGAUACACGCACACACAUCCACAUGCAAAACAAAACAAGAACAACACAACCAACAGCAUUAAAACAAACUAAACGUAAAAAACAAACCAGGAGAUGUUGCAGUAAGGUGAAAGGUGUACCACGAGCGGGUCAAAUCUUGUAACCAUUGAACCAAUAUUAUCCAACCAAGUGGAUCCAACCAGUGGUGAGUUUCACACCCCUCUUGGUGCACAUGGAGAAGAAAUAAAACGGAUCACGCGUAAAUGGACUAAUUGAAUUAAUAAAUUUCACAAUU